Molecule: messenger RNA, 1598 nt
Organism: Daphnia magna
Lineage: Eukaryota; Metazoa; Arthropoda; Branchiopoda; Diplostraca; Daphniidae
Product: carboxypeptidase B
Exons: 8
Coding region: 166-1446 (426 amino acids)
Biological process (GO): proteolysis
Molecular function (GO): metallocarboxypeptidase activity; zinc ion binding
Source: RefSeq, a predicted model, not a curated record
AGGUUGGCUGCCAUUGUGUUAUAAUUAUAUGUUGUUAUAUGCGGUUGUGCUCCACAUACAGACAAACAAGUAUCUUGGUCCUAACGGCUGUUUCAAGAAGAGCUAUCCAGUUUGCCCCUAUCGUCGGUUCAUCAUUGUUAUUCAGAGCUCUGCUUACCACAUGCAAUGUCUCUACUUCUGGCCGCUCUGAUCUUCAACUCUUUGUUCAUUGCUUGCCUUACCGCUCCACAGGAACAUGUCUGGACAGACGAGGUCGUUUCUUAUUCUGGAUUUCAAUUGUGGUCGAUCACACCUCACAACAAAGAAGGGCGUGAAUUUCUAGAGAAAAUCCAACGCGAUUAUGAACUCGAUGUGUGGCAAGAAAGCAGAUCUGGAAACGGCACAGUGGAUGUAUUGAUACCUCCAGAUUUCCAGCCGGAAUUGAAAUUACGUUUGGCCGAUGUUGAAAUCCCGUACCUGGUAAAAAUAAACGACGUGCAAACGGUAAUCAACAACGGCAAUGCAAAAGUUUCAAUCAGCGACGAAAAAGUUAAAGCACAAGGCUACAAAAUGGACUGGACUAGUUAUCACCGUUUGAGUGAUAUAUACAGCUACCUGACUUAUCUGGCCAAUAGUUUUCCGCAAAUCGUCACAUUGAUUGACAUUGGCUGGUCAUACGAAGGUCGGCCACUUUACGUUGUCCGCAUCUCAUCAGCUUCAUCUCCGGACACUAAGCCAGCCAUUUGGAUCGACGGGGGGAUUCACGCAAGAGAAUGGAUUACACCAGCCGUUGCGACCUAUUUUAUCCAACAACUUGUAGAAGUUGCUGGUAACGCGGAGCUCUCGACUAACCUUGUUUGGUACAUUAUGCCCGUGAUGAAUCCUGACGGUUACGAGUUCACACACAAGAGAAAUCGUCUAUGGCGAAAAAGUCGUUCCAAGGCUGCGUUAUUUUGUCGAGGCGUUGAUCACAACCGGAACUUUGGUUACAAGUGGGGAGGAUUGGGCGCUAGCCGAAACCCUUGCGCUGAGACUUUUCGGGGAUCCGCUGCUUUUUCCGAGCGGGAAACAGCUGCCGUUUCAAAAUUCAUUCAGGGCAAAUCGACCAACAUUAAAGUUUCUAUUACCCUUCAUAGUUAUGGUCAGUAUAUAAUCCUUCCUUGGGCUUAUGAUGUCCUUUACCCAACAGAUUAUGAUGAACUGUUAGCAUUGGCAGAAAAUGCUGCGUCGAAAUUUGUACGUUUCAAGUAUUCUGUAGGCAACACAGCCCAAUUGCUUUACCCAUCUUCUGGUAGCUCGGCUGACUGGGCGAAAUCUAUUGGCAUCAAAUACACAUACGCCGUCGAAUUGGGCGAUACUGGAACCUAUGGAUUCGUUUUACCUCCUUCCCUAAUUCUGCCCAUAUGUGAAGAUUUUUUCCCAGCAUUGAAAGUCUUCGCCGAUAAGGCAGCCACAAUGACACAUUAGUGACUUCUAACUUGCGCUGCGGCCCAGCCGAAAAUUUUCCCGAUGUUAAGUAUAUUAAGUUUAAAUCUGAAUUAUUGAAACUAAAGACGGUGUCUCAACGUUCUAAUCGCAAUAAAUUUACGGCGAAUAGGACCGACGAAUCGCAAUACUUA